This is a messenger RNA of Macrosiphum euphorbiae (potato aphid), 2301 nucleotides long. Lineage: Eukaryota; Metazoa; Arthropoda; Insecta; Hemiptera; Aphididae. The record is from the annotation of a GenBank genome assembly.
AUGGUUGACACAGAACGGGAUGCCCGAGCUAAGGAGCGAACAAUUCUACGUCGAGAUGGUAUAGUGGCUAGGAUUCGCCAUAUUCAUCAACUGGCUUCUAGUUUAGCAACUGACCAGGCUGUUCGGCCUCAGUUAGCUGUUGCUAUUCAGGACCUGGAUGCAUUGUGGGCCAGUUUUGAGGUAGAAAAUAAUGGAUUGUUGUCAAUCUUAUCUGAUUUGGAUUUGCUGACCGAGUUUCUGGUAGGGUUGGAGGUUGAGGUCCGAUCAUUGGUAGUGGAAAUUAAGGCUGUGUGGAAUGAAGCGCAACCAGCUUCAUGUAUGAGCAUUGGUACUGUUCAGCGAGUGACGUAUGAGACCACCGGUGACAAUUCGAGUACUUCUGUUGGGUCGUCCAAAGAUUGUCCUGUACCAUAUGCGCCUUCACCUUCGGCAACCAUGAGACUACCUGAAAUUCCCCUUCCAUAUUUCGACGGUGAGUGCCAGAACUGGCCAGCCUUUAGGGACUUAUUCGGAAAUUUGGUAGCCAACAAUGACAAGAUUCCUAAUGUAACCAAGUUUUAUUAUUUGGUAGAGUGUCUUCACCCCGAUCCCCAGGAAGUGAUCAAAGGGUUUUCCAUUUCGAACGAGUCUUUCACACUCGCCUGGGAUGCGUUGGUCGAACGCUAUGACAAACCGCGCAGGUUGGCGUCGUCAAUCAUUGACAAAUUGAUAAAUGCUCCUGUCGCAAGUUCGGAGAAUCAUGCUGCUCUGCAGAAGUUCCUGUCAGUUUUUGAUGAAAAUAUUGCGAUCUUGGAAUCGCUUCAGAUUCCGGAUUUAUCGUCGUUUUUGUUGUUCUCGUUGGCUGCUCGGUGCUUACCUACAUUUUCUAGACGUCAGUUCGAGUCUGAAAAUAACGAAGAGUAUCCAUCGAUCCAGAGUGUGAUCAAGUUUGUCAAGGCAAGGAUCCAGGUUAUCGAGAACGCUGGUGUACAGCCGUCAGGAAGUUCGUCGAAACCGGCCAGUAACAAGAAACCUGUUUUCCGGCGAGAUGCUAAGACAACUUUAGUAGCUACUAAUUCUUCAGCAGCGGCCAAACCUACAUCGUCCAGAAUGAUCCAAGCAAAGUCAGUUUCCGCGAAGUGCUUCAUGUGUUCUGGUGCUCACCAGUUAGCCGAUUGUUCAAAAUUCAAGGCCUUGUCUGUCGAUGAGCGAUAUAAGAUCGUAUGCACUCAUCGUCUCUGCAUGGUCUGCUUUGGCGAAGGUCAUAUGUCUUUCAAGUGUUCGUCAUCAUGUGCCACAUGUAAGCGCCGUCAUCAUGCAUUGCUACAUCGCGAUUCGGAUUCGAAGACGGUCGGUCCACCAGCUGCCAUGCUUGGUCGGCUACAAUCCCCAACGGUGCUACUAGGGACAGCUCUGGUCCAAGUGCAGGACACAGUGGGGAGUUGCCGCACUAUACGUGCACUAGUCGAUUCGGCUUCGCAGAUAAGCGCGAUAACAUCAAGCUGCUGUGAGCGCUUGGGACUCAAACCAUCGCGUUGGACAGUUCCCGUCACAGGACUGUCUGGUCAAAGGGUACCGGAUGUACACGGCGUUGUUCAACUGACGAUCCAGCCGCGAGAUCGCCCUACGCCGUCAAUAAGUGUCAAACCUUGGGUGCUGUCUUCAAUCACUACCGACAUGCCAGCUCGGCAAUUACCCGCUCAGGUCCGGGCUAGGUGUAGCCACUUGACUCUGGCAGAUCCGAGUUUCGACAAACCUGCUCCAGUCGAUAUGCUCAUCGGCGCCGACAUCUUUCCACAAGUCUGGAAUGAUAAGAGCAGUUCGUUAGGCCCAGGAUUCCCAUCGGUGUACAGCUCGGUUUUCGGUUGGGUCCUGAUUGGUCCGGUACAAGAACAUCCAGACAUUGGAGCUCAGUCAAUGUUGGUGUCCUUGGCGUCCUCGAUGGAAGCUCUCAUGGAAAGAUUCUGGUUGUUAGAAGAACCGGACGCGGCUCCGCAGCAGUUCACGGAAGAUGGUCUGUGUGAAGAGUUGUUCCACUCGGAAGUCAGCAGGGAUUCGCAGGGUCGAUUUUCUGUGCCACUUCCUUUUCGCUCAGGCCAACCAGUGAAGUCCUUUCCGGGUUCUCGGCAGGUAGCCCUCAAUCGGUUUCUGCAGCUAGAGCGGAGGUUGGCAGCAGAUAGCAUCUUAUAUGCAGCUUACCGCAAGUUCAUGUCCGAGUAUGAGGAACUCGGUCAUAUGUCCGGGCCGAAGGUGCCGGACAGUAUUAUAUCCCGCAUCAUGCGGUCCAGAAGGUUGAAGGGGAUGAUGUCAAGCUUCGAGUAG